CAAGCGCGGGCGACGACCCCAGGACGAGAACGCCUGACUCUCACUGGCACGGAGCCGGCGGGACGGGGCCGGGAGCUCCCGGGGCCAUCUGGUCGACCCCAGAAGCGUGGCGGCAGGGGGAGCCGGGGACAGCCUCCCCGGGCCGCCCGCGCGGGCCGGGACCGGUCGGUCCCUCCCUCUGAGUCGCCGGGUCAGGACUUAGAAAAGAAUUCCACGGAGGAGCCUCCAGCGACCGGGCCCGGGGCGGGACCGUGGCGCCCGUCCCUCAGCCGGGGCUCCACCUACGCCUCGAGCCGGCCCCCUCCCACCUCCGGACAAAGACGCGACCCGCGAAACUCGGAGAGAGAAGUCCGGUCCGACGGCCCGGACCCACCUCCGGGCACGCGUCCCGGCCGGGGACGCCCUCCCCGGCCCGCCCUCGAGGGCUCCCGGGGCCGGUCCACGCUCUUCUCCAGGGCGGGACUUGGACAAAAAACUGCCACGGAGGAGGAGGCAUCCGAGGACCGGGCCCGGUCCCCACCGCCAGAGCCGGUCGACUUGGAAGACCAGUGGGGAAAAGGCCAGCCCGGCGGCCGAGCCCGUCGCGCCCUCCACGGGCCUCCCCCGCAAGGCCCCGGCCGGUCCCCCACCUCCGGAGCGGGGCGCGGAAAGGGGAUCGGCGACGCGGAAGGCCCGACCACCGGGCCGCCCUCAGGACGACGGCCGGGCACGGGACGAGUUCCCUCGCCCGUUCCCCCGCGGCGGCUUCCCACCCCCUCCCGGGGACGGAGGGGCACCGGCGUCUGCUGGUCGACCCGUCCGGGAGGCCCCACACCCCGGCCGGCACCGGGCGGCGCGUCGACAGCCACCUCCCUCAGUAGCCUGCACCUCCAAUCUCCGGCGAGCGGGCGUCGCGCUCACGCCCCGGCGCCACCGGGCCAGAUCCCGCCAGCGACGCCGGCCUCCCGGGACUCUGCCUCGGUCACCGCGGCCGAGUCCCGUCCCUUGGCCCGCGUCGCCGGAGCUCCGGAGGAAAGAGACGAUAUAAAAGCGGCCGCCAGGUGGCACCCGGCGACCGGCGACCGCCUCAGCGGGACGGAGCCGGAGCGCGGGCCCGCCGGGGAGCACAGCCGGGCCGCCGGGCCGCCAGAUCCCGUCCCGGCGCCCCCUCGGACCCAGCCUCCCGGCCCAGCUCGGCCCCGGGGCGUCCGCCCGCGGGCUCGCGUCCGCCAAGGCGCAGCCCCAGCCGCAGGAGGGGGACCGGGAAAAGGUUUCUCGGGCGCUCACCGGGAAGGGGACGGGGAGAGUUCCCCCAGAGAGGCCAGGGGUCGGCCCGGGCCGGGCUGA
Messenger RNA from Equus caballus (horse), 1326 nucleotides. Lineage: Eukaryota; Metazoa; Chordata; Mammalia; Perissodactyla; Equidae. The record is from RefSeq and is a predicted model, not a curated record.